AUGUCGCGCAUUCGUAACGCUAGUGGUGAUGAUUUUGUUCUUCGGAUCGAUAUCGCUGGCGCACUGAACCUUCUUGUUGGGUCCACUUCAAAGUCUCUUUUGAAAGGUUCCUCCGACAGAAAAGACACAUCGGUACAACCAAUUUUUAUGAAAGAGGUGCUGAAUUAUGCAAAUGAACAUCCAGAGGACACCUGCGCAUUGCUGUACUGGGAGACGGCGGUAGCUCUCGAUCUGAAUGAGUUUUCAUCCGAUGAGCUCAAGGCAACACAAAAAAUCAUUAUGGAUAAUGUUGACAAUGUCAUUGCAAUCGCUGGGGGUAAAAGUAAGGUAGCGUCUGAAAUUCAGAAGCUGAUGCGUAACUUGGAACACGCAUUGCGAACAUAUUCUUCUCGAAUUGCUGAAGAAACUGAGGUUGCGGAUCGUCUUACGGAGCUUCGAGAAAGGUACAACCAAACAUCUGCACGCAGUAGAAGAAGAACGCCAAAGUCAUCAAACAGUACACCAGUCAGACCGGGUCGAAUAACCACGAUCAGAAAGAAAAAGGCUUCAACAAGCGUAAAGCGAACCACUCAGCAACUAAUAGACGGCCAAGAAACACCAUCUCCUCCACCAGUUACCAACUCUCUAGUUACGCCGAUAGCAAGAACUCGUCCUGUGCUAUCUCGAUCUGCGAAAAGUGCUGCCUUCAGCAAAACUAGGCGAUGGUUGUUCGAGAAAAACGACGAAGACGAGUUAACAUAG
Necator americanus (New World hookworm) is the source of this 741-nucleotide messenger RNA. RefSeq lists its product as uncharacterized. NCBI's taxonomy places the organism in Eukaryota, Metazoa, Nematoda, Chromadorea, Rhabditida, Ancylostomatidae. The transcript has 6 exons. The record is from RefSeq and is a predicted model, not a curated record. Bases 1 to 741 code for a protein of 246 amino acids.